UUUCAAUCAUACCAUUGUCAAGAUGCUCAGAACUCUCGUUGGCCUCAGUGCCGUGCUGCCCGCUGUGUUGGCCUCGCCCUAUCAACACCAGAAACGGGCUGACAUCGAUGCGUUCAUCGAGAAGGAAAACCCAAUUGCUCGACAGGGAAUCCUGAACAACAUUGGCGCCGAUGGGAAGCUUGUUCCUGGCGCUGGUGCGGGCAUUGUUGUUGCGUCGCCUUCUGAGGAGUACCUUUACACCUGGACCCGUGAUGCGGCUUUAACCUUCCUCGACUUGAUUCACGAGUUCAUCGAGGGCGAUAAGGAUCUUGAGCCGCUCAUCCAGCAGUACAUCACCGGGCAGGCGAAGCUUCAAACUGUGGCCAACCCCUCCGGAUCCUUGGAGGAUGGCGCUGGACUGGCUGAACCCAAGUUCAACAUCGAUUCAACUGCAUUCGAGGAAGAAUGGGGGCGACCUCAGCGUGACGGGCCGGCUUUACGUGCGCAGGCCCUGAUUGCGUACGGAAACUCCAUUCUCGAGGACAAGAAGGAGAAGGUGGUACAGAACAUCUGGCCUCUCGUUUCGAACGAUUUGUCCUACGUCGGCCAGUACUGGAACGGAGAGGGUUUUGAUCUGUGGGAGGAAGUCAACGCCACCUCUGUGUUCACCAUCUCGGUGCAGCAUAAGGCCCUCGUCGAAGGCGCUGCCUUCGCUAAGGCCCUUGGCAAAGAGUGCGCUGGCUGCAAGGUCGCUCCCCAGAUCCUUUGCCGUCUUCAGGAGUUCUGGGAUGGCAAGCAGAUCAUCUCGAACCAGCCCAGCAACGGCCGCGGCGGCUUGGACCUCGCCUCCAUACUGACCUCUCUGAACGCCUUCGACUCUGGCGCGAAGACCUGCGACGACGAGACCCUGCAGCCCUGCUCUGCCCGAGCGCUCGCCAACCACAAGGCGGUCGUCGACUCUUUCCGCGAUACCUACGGAAUCAACGGUGAUCGCAAGGCCGGCAAGGGCGCCGCCGUCGGUCGCUACAAGGAGGACACCUACCAGGGCGGCAACCCCUGGUACCUCGGCACCACUGCCGCCGCCGAGCUCCUUUACGACGCUCUCUACCAGUGGGACAAGCAGGGCACCUUGGAGGUCACCGAUCUGUCGCUCCCAUUUUUCAACGACGUCGCACCCGACGCGGCCGUCGGAAAGUUCGAGAAGGGCUCCGACGAGUACAAGACCAUCACCGAGGCUAUCAAGGCCUACGCUGAUGACUUCAUCGCCGUCGUCCAGGAGUACACCCCUGAGAAUGGAGGCCUGAACGAGCAGUAUGGCCGCGACGACGGCCAGCCUACCUCUGUUGAGAACCUCACCUGGUCUUUCGCUGCGUUCCGCUCUGCUGUUGCCCGACGUGCUGGUAACGUCCCCCCCGCUUGGGGCAGCGAUUCUUCCGCUUCUGUUCCGAGCGAGUGUUCUGGUGACACUGUCCCGGGCGAGUAUGCUGAGCCUAAGCCUGGUGACUGGUAA
Aspergillus candidus is the source of this 1489-nucleotide messenger RNA. Its product is annotated as glycoside hydrolase family 15 protein. Gene Ontology annotation, molecular function: glucan 1,4-alpha-glucosidase activity. Gene Ontology annotation, cellular component: fungal-type vacuole. The record is from RefSeq and is a predicted model, not a curated record. Lineage: Eukaryota; Fungi; Ascomycota; Eurotiomycetes; Eurotiales; Aspergillaceae. The coding region runs from base 23 to 1489 and encodes 488 amino acids. Gene Ontology annotation, biological process: polysaccharide metabolic process. The transcript is spliced from 2 exons.